This is a messenger RNA of Metarhizium brunneum ARSEF 3297, 1566 nucleotides long. Its product is annotated as Cholinesterase. The record is from RefSeq and is a predicted model, not a curated record. Lineage: Eukaryota; Fungi; Ascomycota; Sordariomycetes; Hypocreales; Clavicipitaceae.
AUGAAAUCAUCGCUUGUACUAUCGUCGCUUUCCAUCGCCGCUAUUACCCAAGUAAUAGCACAGCCAAAAAACAGCACAGGUCUCAUCGCAAAUACCCGUCAAGGCCCUCUAAGCGGUAUUGAAGUACAUAGUAAGGUCAACGCAUUCCUGGGGGUUCCAUACGCUCAACCUCCUCUUGGUUCCCUACGUUUUGAACCACCCCAGCCGCCAUUAAACCGCGCCUCAGAUGGACAUUCCAACGUCUUGAACGCUACCAAGUUUGGACCGGUUUGCCACCAGUUUCACUACAGGACAAUCAUAGGAGACUCUCUUGUUGAAACGUCUGGGCUAUCCGAAGAUUGCCUGACUUUGAAUGUAUUCGUACCCCGGCAUGCCUUUCGCCGCAAGAAUGGACUAUUGCCAGUAUUUGUCUGGUCAUACGGAGGCGCAUUUGGUGAAGGAGGCGCGAGCAUGCCGCUCUUCAACCCGACCCAGUUUGUCGCGGAAAAUAAAGAUGUUAUCGUGGUGACAUGGAACUAUCGACUGAACAUCUUUGGCUUUCCAAACACCCCAGCCUUGGGAGCUCAGAAUCUUGGCUUGAGGGACCAAAGAGCCGCUUUGGAAUGGCUACGCGAUAACAUUGCUGCAUUCGGUGGUGAUGCACACAGAAUCACCCUCGGCGGCCAGUCCGCCGGCGCGGACAGCGGUAGUGCAAUGAUUUACUCACACAUGGACGAUCCCAUUGUUUCUGGACUCAUACUUCAGAGCGGCACUGUUCAAAUCAUUGGGGCGGCCACGCAGAACGUUGACUCUGAGUUUGUGCGAGUUGCCACGUCAGUGGGCUGUGCCAACAGCGCGGACCGGCUGCAGGAACUAGAAUGCAUGAGAACAGUAAACGCCGAGGUACUAAUGCGUGCCAUCUCCAACAAGACGUUGAACGCAUUUGGCGCUCCGUCGGGGGGGACUCCCAUGGCGGACAAUGUCACUCUGUUCACGAUGCGGGAAUAUGUCCAUCGUGGCUCGGCAGGCAAGUUUGCCAAGAUUCCAACUCUAAUGGGACACACCAAGAACGAAGGCGACUCUAUCCUGAACUGGACUGAAAAGUGCGGUGUGAACAAAACUCUUUCUGACUUGGCAACGGCACUCAUUUUUAAUUGCAACAUGGCACUGGAAGCAGGGUUUAGAUAUGUCCAUCGCGUGCCUACAUGGCGGUAUCGGUAUGCUGGCGUUUUCCCUGCUGUGACGCCGUUCCCUUGGGCACGGGCAUACCACCAAUCGGAUGUUCCCAUUCUAAUGGGUACAUACAAUCUGCUUGCACAGAACAAGACUCGGGAGCACCAUGCAGCGACUAUCGGGGCAUCUCGCUAUCUGCAGCAAGUGUUUGGUGCCUUUAUCAGAGACCCGUCUCACGGCCUUGAAAAGAUGUAUCAAUGGCCGACCUUUGUGCCGGGCCUGGCUACCUUGAUUGAUCUGUUUCCCAACAACACGGCUUCUGCUGAGUUCAAGAUCUCGACGCAGGAUGAGAUGUGUAAGGAUGCGCCUCCAUUCCCUUGGAUAGAGGUUCUCAAGGCUCCUCCUCGUUGCUAG